This is a messenger RNA of Talaromyces marneffei, 837 nucleotides long. RefSeq lists its product as uncharacterized. The record is from RefSeq and is a predicted model, not a curated record. NCBI's taxonomy places the organism in Eukaryota, Fungi, Ascomycota, Eurotiomycetes, Eurotiales, Trichocomaceae. The transcript is spliced from 3 exons. The coding region runs from base 1 to 837 and encodes 278 amino acids.
AUGGACGCCGUCAACAAAGUCAUUGAGGCAGGCAAGAAGGCAAUCUGGGGCAAACAGAGCACCAACACAGCCAACAGCCAAACGACAGCGGGUAGCAGUCAGCCCACGACGUCCACAGGAAUGACCGGCAUUCAAUCCGUCGACAAGGUCGUCGAGGCAGGCAAGAAGGCAAUAUGGGGUGACAGCACAGAGCAACAGACGUCGCAUGGGGAGGAACCCGUGGCUGGUAAGAUGGGGUUGGGUACAGCGACAGAUCCAUAUGAUGCUGGAAACCGUGACGAACAAUACAACGCUCCCCCCGUUGAAGCCAGCGGUCUACCUACCUCCAUACCAGUCAGUGAACAACGAAAUAUCGAGACGACUGAAACCAGCUUGAACACCGCCAACAAGGGCACCGGCUCCGGCAUUGCUGUUACUGGCACAGCAGCAGCCACUCAAUACUUGAAGACGACCGUCACCGGGUUGAGGCCUGAUCCUGGCCCGCCUGGAAAUGCACCUGAUUCCAUUUCAAGGGCAAUUCCCGAUGGCGGGCCAGGUCAGACCUUGAAACAUACAUUUGAGCCGUUUGAGGAGGAGACUCAGAAACUUGUCAAAGACUUACAGGACAAGGUGGAUGAGGAAAAACCCAAAAUCCACACACAAGCCGGCGGAGUAGCCGUCAGCAGACCAAAUCAAGCCGUACACUCCAAAGAAGAUAAUCCCGUCUCUUCAUCCCCCGGGUCUUCAGCUGGUGAGGUCGAUAACCAGGGACAGGAACAGAAGAGCAAGACCAGUAAGUUGGAAAAGGUGAAGAACAAGCUACAUAUUGGCAAUCAUUCGCCAAAAGCGUCACGGUGA